Messenger RNA from Ctenocephalides felis (cat flea), 2225 nucleotides. RefSeq names its product agrin-like. The coding region runs from base 33 to 2225 and encodes 730 amino acids. The record is from RefSeq and is a predicted model, not a curated record. The transcript is spliced from 11 exons. Lineage: Eukaryota; Metazoa; Arthropoda; Insecta; Siphonaptera; Pulicidae. Gene Ontology annotation, molecular function: protein binding. Gene Ontology annotation, biological process: cell differentiation; multicellular organism development; regulation of BMP signaling pathway.
AAAUAAGUGCAUUUGCAGAAACAGGCUGAAAAAUGAAAAUCCUAUGGAUUAUUUUAUUUCAGUUUUUCUGCAAACUCGCAAAAAACUCAGUUGAUGGAUGCUAUGCUUUUUCGAAAGAAAAACCAAACCCGUGUGUAAACCUACAGUGUGGUUAUGGCUUCACGUGCCUGGUCACGUCAGAUGGUUUAUCAGCGAGCUGCCACUGUCCGGAACGUUGCUCCAAUUUUGGCGACCAUGAGACUUCUCGGCCACUAUGCGGCUCUGAUGGUCUCACGUACGACAAUCAUUGCGAGAUGCUGCGGAAAUCUUGCUCUACUGGAACAUUGAUAACCGGGAAACAUGAUGGUAGAUGCGAGGAGCAGCCGAGUACUUCAACACCUUCGCUCACAGCAAGUAGUCCACUCCCAGCACAGAUGACAGAACAGCUUGAGCAAAAUCCCGAUCUUAAUGAACAUAAACAAAUUGGAGAACAAGAAUUGGAGCAGCAAAUGCUUGAACAGCAACGCCACGAACAUCACAGACUCAAACAAGAUUGGUUAAAGUUUGGCCCAAAAGAAAACACCCAUUUACAGCAGCCAGAUGAUGCUUGCAAGGAUAUUCGAUGCGAUUUUUCUGCAACAUGCGAGCUUGGUGAAGAUGGUUUUCCACGUUGCGUUUGUCGCUUUGAUUGCGAGAAUGAAGAUUUUUCUGCAGAAAAAAUUUGUGCUUCCGAUAUGCGUUUAUACAAAUCUGUUUGUGAGAUGGCUAAAGAAGCCUGUAAUUUGCAGCAGGAUCUCAGACUUCGUCCUAUGGAGCUCUGUCAAGGUGCUGAAGUAAAACCGUGCAAAGGUGAUUUACCAAUCGUCAAUCCUUUAACUGGAGUGGAACUGAACUGCGGCAAUCGGCCUUUCAGGCAAGAUUGUCCAUCUGGAAGUUAUUGUCAUCAAACUGCAGCAUUUGCAAAGUGCUGCCGAAAAGAUGACUCUUCACUUCCUGUUAAGCACUGUUCAGCCUCCUGGUUCGGAUGCUGUCCAGAUGGUGCGACGUUUGCGACGGAUGCUGAAGGAACUGGUUGCCCAUCUGUCUGCAAUUGCAAUAAACUCGGAUCAAUCGAAACAGGUUGUGAUCCGAUCAGUCAGCAAUGUCAUUGUAAACCAGGCGUUGGGGGCUUACAAUGCGAUCGAUGCGAACCUGGGUAUUGGGGUCUACCAAAAAUCACCAGUGGUCAUCAGGGAUGUAUACCUUGCAAUUGCUCACCAUACGGAUCAGUGCGAGAAGAUUGUGAGCAGAUGACCGGCCGAUGUGUUUGUAAACCUGAAAUCCAGGGGCAAAAGUGUACUGUUUGCAUAGAUCAUGAAAAAGUUUUAGGUCCAAAUGGCUGUGUACUACAACUCCCAGCAACUGGAACAGAUUGGCCACUGCGUCCAUAUACAUCAUUUCACUAUACCCCAAGUGAUGAUUUGAAUUCAGCUUUAUCAAAGUCAACUCGUCACCUGUUGUAUCCUGAUCCCAGGGAACCAUUUACAUUGACGCAUAACAAUAUGGCUCAUGCACACCCGGAGGAGCCAGCUUUAGCUAACGAGUACAAUAACGUCGACGAUGAAAUUGUUGAUGAUAUGAAUUGGAAUUACAAUAUUCCAUCCUUUGAUGGUUCUUCACAUAUUCGGAUCAAACCCAUGAAAGCAUACUACAAAUUUGAUGUUGAGAUCGAAUUCAAAACUAACACAAAUAAUGGCAUUAUGUUUUACAAUGGCCAACAUAUUGAUGGGAAAGGAGACUUCAUAAGCUUAGCAAUAAUAAAUGGUUAUCUUGAGUUUAGAUAUAAUUUAGGCAAUGGUAUCGUUAUAAUCACCUCACCAGAGCGUCUGGAGCUACGAUGUUUCCAUACGAUCACAGCAAGAAGAUACAACCAGGACGGAGAACUAAAAGUUGACAGUGGCUACUCAACUGCAGGACAUUCGAGGGGAAAAUUCAAGGCACUCGAUUUGAAACGAGACGGGUACAUCGGCCACGUACGCACAAACUUUACCAGGAUAUACGAGAACAUUGGCACAGACAACGGUUUCGACGGUUGCAUUAAGAAGUUUAAAAUAAAUCGUAAAUUAAUAGAUCUUUGGAUAGAAAAAGAUGACACCGUUUUAGAAGUAGUCGGAGUAAAAGACUGUGUUCAAACGCCAUGUUCAAAUAUUGUUUGCAGUAUGAAUGACAAUAUAACUUGCUCUUUUGAUGAGAACGAAAUAGCAUAA